Messenger RNA from Asparagus officinalis (garden asparagus), 1034 nucleotides. Its product is annotated as 60S ribosomal protein L10a-like. Gene Ontology annotation, cellular component: large ribosomal subunit. NCBI's taxonomy places the organism in Eukaryota, Viridiplantae, Streptophyta, Magnoliopsida, Asparagales, Asparagaceae. The record is from RefSeq and is a predicted model, not a curated record. Bases 171 to 830 code for a protein of 219 amino acids. The transcript is spliced from 6 exons. Gene Ontology annotation, molecular function: structural constituent of ribosome; RNA binding. Gene Ontology annotation, biological process: translation.
UCCGCGAUAUAUAUAUAUAUUCACGUCUCGACGUACUGAAACUAGGGCUCGAGCUUCUCCCGCCGCCGUCAUUUCCUUCCUCCCAGCUCUCGGAGCGAGGUGAGGAAAAAGAAGGGUUUUUUUUUUUAAAAAAAGGGAAACCCUAAGGGAGCACAGAUCCAACAAGGACGAUGAGCAAGUUGCAGAGUGAUGUCCUACGGGAAGCUGUGUCCCAGCUCAAGAAUGAUUCUAAUACAAAGAAACGUAAGUUUACUGAAACAAUCGAACUUCAGAUUGGUCUGAAGAACUAUGACCCCCAGAAGGACAAGCGUUUCAGUGGUUCAGUGAGGCUGCCACACAUUCCUCGUCCGAAAAUGAAGGUUUGCAUGCUGGGUGAUGCCCAACAUGUUGAGGAGGCUAAUAAGAUAGGACUAGAAUGCAUGGAUGUUGAGAGCCUUAAGAAGCUGAACAAGAACAAGAAAUUGGUGAAGAAACUCGCUAAGAAAUUCCAUGCCUUCCUUGCAUCGGAGGCUGUCAUCAAACAGAUCCCACGUCUCCUUGGCCCUGGCCUCAACAAGGCAGGCAAGCACUUUUUACUUCCCUCUUUUAUUAAGCAUUCUUCGUCGCUGGAGUCUAAAGUCAAUGAGACCAAGGCCAUGGUGAAGUUCCAGCUGAAGAAAGUUCUUUGCAUGGGUGUUGCUGUCGGAAACUGUGCUAUGGAUGACAAGCAAGUCUUUCAGAAUGUGCAACUUAGUGUCAACUUUCUCGUUUCCCUUCUCAAGAAGAAUUGGCAGAAUGUAAGAUGCUUGUAUCUGAAGAGCACCAUGGGGAAGCCUAUCCGAAUUUUCUAAGCUGCAUCUUCCAGCAGUUUUGAACCCCGCGAGUCAUGGGGAAAUUUUCCUGUUGCUUUUGUUCCUGUUAUUUUCUUCAUGUUAUCAACUAUUGUGAUUCCAUUGGAACUUUGUUUUCUUUGAGCUUAUUAGAAGGUAGAGAUUUGAUGAAUUACAUUUUUGAGACCUUUCAAUUGAUAUGGAUUUCCCCCUUGUUUGGAAGCA